Molecule: messenger RNA, 1632 nt
Organism: Parastagonospora nodorum SN15
Lineage: Eukaryota; Fungi; Ascomycota; Dothideomycetes; Pleosporales; Phaeosphaeriaceae
Exons: 3
Coding region: 1-1632 (543 amino acids)
Source: RefSeq, a predicted model, not a curated record
AUGUCACCAAGCUGCCCUCUUUUCCCCGGACCUACCCUGCCUUCACGUGCGCAAGCCGCCUUGGCAAUCACUAUUCUGCGGACAAAGCCUGCAAAUAUCACAAUCCGCGAUUACCUCCUGCGGCUUCGAGAGCACUGCAGGCCAGGAAGGCCGGCGGAGUCUCCAGAAGAGUAUGAAUACUACCUCGACCUUGUGGGCUAUUGGCGAGAGCAGUGUCAGAAGGCUCACGAUGAAUGCGAUCGCCUUCAAGGCAUAAUCAUCCGGCUUGAGAGAUCGAACCACCAGUUGUCCCAGCGAACGAAUACAUUUCCAGAAAAACUCCCCAGUGUAACCAGUACGGCUGUCCCCGCAAAAGCCAGCCCGGCCACACAUACACGUCCCAGUACAGCCAAUAAUGGAGCAAAGCGGCAUGCUCCUGUAUCACUCACACGGGCGCCAAAGCGUCCAAGAGCUUCAGCUACGAAAGCACCGGAACAGAGCAUUUCGCAAACUCAAGACGGCAUCGAGAGUGACUUCGAGUUCCUAGAAGGUCUGGGCAAUGACGGCAAAGUCCUCCUUGAAUCUCUAUAUACCACGCAUCAAUUGUGCAGGGCAUCAGCACCAGAUGCAGAAACACUGUGCCGGCAAUUGGUUCGCACAUCAACUGCACUCGCCAAGAUUAUCCGCCUCAUUGCUCACAAUCACGAACAUCUUUCACGGCAAGGGAGGAAAACUGCAGGUGCGCAGUCGCUGGGCGAUGAUAGGUCCGGCUUCUCGCAAGCCCUUACCAUAUCUGCUCGCGCGUUUAUGUCAGUACUUGUUGGAGUGACUAAGAUGAUGGAUGAGUCGAGCGAUGACCGUCUACCGAGCCUGGUCGUAUGCGAACUGGCCGAUACAUUCAAAGCUGGACUCGUGGCUAUCGAGCUAUCGGCGCAGCAUACGGCCGACGUGUCUUCUUCUGCGCCCGUUCCAACACAAAAGGGCAAAGUAAAGGCGCCUGUGCCGAAGGAAUCUUUACCAGCUCGUUCUAUGGCUCAUUUUCUCGUAGGCAUAAUGGGUCUUCUAGACAAGACCAAUGUCGUCCAUCAGAAGCUGUUCGAUGCUUUUGCCUUCCUCCUCUUAGAACGUGCAGGGAAGCGGCUUUAUUAUUGCACAUUCGGGCGGCAUCGUAGCGCCACCAUUGAAGAAGACCUCGCACCUCUUCCUGAGCCUUCUAAUCCUGCGGCGAAAGCCCAAAAUGAAUCCCAAGCAAUGGGUAUCCGCCGUGAGCUGAAAGCCCUAGUCUUGAUCCUUGAACGAGCAAUGGGCCUGGCUCCACACCACAUGAACCCUGCCAACGGCAAAGCAGCAAAGAGCCAAGAUUCGAAUCGCCUCUGUCGAACGCUGAGCAUGAAGACGUUGCCCGCGGCUCCGAAAGGCCGACUCAGUCCGCUCGCUAAGGAUCGACUGCAACGUACACUUGUCGCUUGCAUGUACGGGACCAAGCAGGACGAUGAAUUCUUGGACGUUCUCACAAAGCCAAUGCCGGCUAUGCGCAUCAGUACCUUGUCCAAUGUGGCAAAGAUUGACGAUAAAGACGUGGAACAAUGGUACAAAGAAGAGGUCUGGAGGCUUGUGGGAUGGGACAUAAUGGCCCGUGAGGGCGGAUGGUGA